Gigantopelta aegis is the source of this 1143-nucleotide messenger RNA. Its product is annotated as aqualysin-1-like. The record is from RefSeq and is a predicted model, not a curated record. Gene Ontology annotation, molecular function: serine-type endopeptidase activity. NCBI's taxonomy places the organism in Eukaryota, Metazoa, Mollusca, Gastropoda, Neomphalida, Peltospiridae. Gene Ontology annotation, biological process: proteolysis.
AUGAGAGAUUUGAAGCAGUUGCUGGAAAAAGUUCAAACUCAAUCCUUGAGUUCCGAAAUCCACAAAAUAGAGGGUCCAUUUGCUAAAAUAUUUGUCGCAAAGUUGUCAAUAGAAGAAGCACAUAAGGUAAAAGACCUUGACAAUGUUGAAUUUGUUGAAGAAGAGACAUUUGCUGAAGCUUCAAUUUCAUGGGCACUGGAUCGUAUUGAUCAAGUCAGUCCAGUAUUAGAUGGUAUAUUUGAACCUGGACGAGACGGAGAAGGUGUUGACAUUUACAUUUUAGAUACAGGUAUUAAUUAUGAUCACUGUGAGUUUGAUGGUAAUAGAGCUGUGUAUACUGGAUAUGACCCUGUUGACAACUAUUACAGAACUAACCAAAAAGGUCAAGAUUGUAAUGGACAUGGAACUCAUGUAGCGAGUCUUGCUUGUGGAAAAUAUUAUGGUGUUGCCAAAAAAGCUAACUGUUAUAGUGUUCGUGUAUUAGGAUGUAGUGGUUCAGCACCUUGGAGUGUGGUUAUAGAUGGAUUAAAUUCUGCUGCGACAAAUAUCACCAAUAAGAUUCCUCGUCGUCCUGCUAUCAUUUCAAUGUCAUUGAGUGGUUCAAAUACUAGAUCAGUUAACAAUGCAAAAAAUAUUGUUAACAUGGGAAUACCAAUUGUUGCAGCUGCUAGCAAUGAUAGAGAUGAUGCUUGUAAUUAUAGUCCUGCUAGUGCACCAGAAGUUAUUACUGUUGCUAGCUCUGCUCGAGGAGAUAAUGUGUCUUUCUUCACAAAUGGUGGUUCUUGUGUUGAUAUAUUUGCUCCUGGCUCAGAUGUAACAGCAGCUGAUUAUGGGUGUGAUGGAUGUACAUGUACAACAACUCUGUCUGGAACAUCAAUGGCUACUCCUUUAGUUAGUGGUGCAAUAGCACUAUACUUACAAGAGCAACCACUACUGACUCCAUCUCAGAUUAUGGAAAAACUAACUGAAGAUUGUUUAAUGAGUCUGUGGUUUCAAACACGUCGAGUUAUUCGUGCUACUCCUGGAAUAGAGACAACAGGUCAGUAUAUGGUUGCACUGAAACAAGAUACAGUCAUGAGAGAUUUGAAGCCAUUGCUGAAAAAGUUCGAACUCAUCUUUGAGUUCCGAAAUUCACAAAAUUGA